AUGGACAGUUCUGGAUUUCUUUCUCCCAAAGCAAACGCUUUUUCCAUUGCGCACUUGAUCGAUAGAGCACAACUGGCAGACCUUGCGUUUUUCCAGCAGAAUCCCAGCUAUCACUGGAACUCCCAGGUUCUGAUGCGUGAAAUGGAAGGUAGAAGUGUACGUUUAACGCGCGCGCGCGAGAUCUGCUGGCUUGUAACCCUGGUGUCAUUGCUUUAAGUCCAUAUCAUUCUCCAUCAAUCAAUGAGUUCCACCACUUGGCAUUUGCGUUCCCCUGCGGUUGUACCCUUCAUCAUCGUCUGUGAUUUGUGAUUUCUUUUUCACAGAACGCCUCAUGAACGCAGGAACGGGUAAAAGAACGCCUUUGAGGAGAGCAGAUAACCCGCUGAUGCCUGAUGAUUCGGAUGACUCCGGUGACAAUGUUCACUCUCCAAAUUCAAGUCCCCCAACGACCCAAUCUUCUUGCUCGCAAGCCAAUGUGAGGCCAUUGUGUGCUGGGCUUAUAAACGCAAGAGUAGAUCUAGAGAUGAAAAGCUUGUGGGACGAAUUUCAUGCUCUAGGCACCGAGAUGAUCGUAACCAAAGCUGGAAGGUCUGUAGUCCGUUUUUUUCGUUUGGGCUGCAUUUGUUCUUUCUGACUAGACUGAUCUCAAUUUAGGUUUAGACCUCCUUGCUCUUACUCUGUUAAUCCCUUAGUCCUUCAUGUAAAUAUGCGUAUUGUGACUCUCACAGAAAACUUUUUAAGCUGCGGCAUUUUGGCAUAGUCCUUUUUUCGUAUUUUGUGACAUGAAAUUUAGAUUUUUCGCUUUUGACUUUGGUCAGUUUUACCUGGAGUGGAAGCCUGAUUUGAUUGAUCUGUUCAAAAUUAUACAAAAUUGGCCAUGUUUAUAUGGUUAUCUCAAUGGUUUUAUUUUUAUUCAAUAGAUCGAAAAGAUGUGUGGUUUUCUUUGAACACAUAUCAAAUUAAAGUUUCCGUGAUUUUUCCGUCUCUGAAGCCUUAUCCAGGUUACAACCGCAGGGAAAUUAGUUAUUUGGAUUCAUUUGCUACUUGUUUGAGAAGCAUAAACAGGAAACCAAAAUCUUGUAGAUAAGGUACGCGUGAUUUAAGACUUUCAAGGCGGAUACAUAGAAGUGUAGACACUUCUUUCAAUGUUGCGUGUAGCAAGAAGCUAUAAAUCAGGCAAAAAAUUUUACCCUCCUACUUCUGAUUUCAUCAGUACUCUGGGAUCAAAAACCAUAUGAAAUUCCAUAUCACAGAGAGCUUAAAGACAAAUACUGCCACAUGGAAGGUCUAUUAAGAAGCUCAUUAACACGCCUGCCCAGUAUUUUGUCGAAACAAAAAAAACUCGAAACUCCGAACUGUCUUUGGAGCACUAGAGAUUGAUUGAAAUUUCUUUGGUUGAUUGAAAUAUCUUAAGAAUUGUGUAAAAUACCUUAAUUUCCAUUGUUGUCUGCAAACUUACACAUAAUACCAGGCGAAGACUCGUUUUUGUGUCGCAAAACUCAAACUGAGUUGGAAGUGUGUUUAUAGUAGUACCAUCAUAAUUUACUACACCAGCAGGAAAAGAUCACAACACGAAACGGAAAAGCAAGUAUUUUUGACCUUAUAUUUAUUCAUUUACCGAAAAUUCAAUCCUCGAUCUUGGGUACUAACUAAUUUCUUUGACUGUUCUGAAAGGUCAAAAUCAUUCAAGCAAUACUACGUUACUGAGCUCUUGAACGAGGUCAUAAUAACUUUUGUCUCAGCAAAAAAAACGAUCUCGAUGCCAUUGUUGAUAUCAAGCUAUUCAAUAGGUCUUUCUUAUGACGUCAAGUAUUAGUAUAGGUUCUGGCUUUGAGGCUUUGGUGCGUGUAAGUAUGACCAUUGGAAUCAAAGCUACUUUGUAGUAAUUUCCUGUGGUGUUUCUCUAUGAUGAUGUACUUGAUGGUUUCAAACUUUAGAGUAUGGCCACUUACAUGACAGCUAAAAGCAGCGUUCUCCUGUUGUACUGUUCAUUAUGCUGUACAAGGUGGCUCUAACUCUACUUUGCAGAUGAAAUUCUGAAGUCUAAUUGUUAUAAUGAAACUAAUUAAGCAGUGCUUUCCUGUGGUUGGUUUUGUUUUUCUGAAAAAGGUAGUUCAGGCUUUGGAGAUUGCGGGUGAAAUCCUAAAAAAAAUUAUGAAAGCAGUACCUGCAGUCCUGAGAUUGUGGGUGCAAUCCCGUAAAAAAGAAAUGAAAGGAGUACUUUCAGCCCUGUGCUGCAUGUUCGAAUUAGUGGAUGAAAUCAUUAUAAAUCUCUCAUUCUCUGUAGUAACAUUUAAUAGUAUGUUACUGUGUAGAUUUGGAACAUCUUUGUUUUGUCAAGUUGGAACAAAAGAGUCAAAUAAGGUGAAGUUAAACGGGCGAGAAAAAAUUCAUAUUCAUUUAGGAAUCUUAUUAACUGUACUAACAUGCAAACAUUUCAACUGCAAGCAAUCUCAGUUCUAAAGCCUCAUUAACACCAAAGCGUAAACACGUUUUAAACUAAAAGCUGAAGAGUUAAACAUUGUUUAAAUUUGUUUCCUUGUGAAAUGCUGCUUGCUGUAGUUUUAUCGAUGGCAAAUGUAGUGCAAUUAUGUAACAUUUAAAAGUUAAUUUGAAUUCUGUGUAAAAAGCCGGUGUACUAGUUUUUCAUUACUGUUUUUCACUUUUUUAAAACCGAGUUUAAACAUGUUAUAGUUGGUGUGAAUAUUAAAAACGCAGUCGAUUCUCGUUGGGGUUAGACUGUUCUUGAAAAGUGACGGUAAGACGCGGUACAUCUAAACGAUCUCACGAAAAAAUAGGGGACUGUGAACAGUCUACGUGGGGGUUGCCCCUCCGUGUUGGCGGGAUACUGCGAAGAGCCGUGCCAGCGGUGCACCAAUACUGACUCGAACUGGGCGUUUAAUCUCUCCAGUUGGGACUGUAAUUGGUGCAUCUCGUAGUAGCAGAGAACACUAUUGAGAACUACAAUUCCUGUCGGCAGAUUUCUGAGGUGCAAGUUCUUAUCGAACUGAAAUGACUCUCUUAACAAAGCGUUUUCUAGCAGAGUUCUUAUACUUCAGUCGUUGAUUGUUCCAGUGAGCUUUUGUAUGUGACCAAAAACCAAAAUGUGGCUAUAUUUCUUUACCCAAGCAUGACCAAAGGUUUUGAGUACGUUUUUCAUGCAUUACUAAUUGCUACAUUUGAAUUGUGAUGCUCAAACAUUUUUCACUGGAAAAACUGGAAUGCUAAAAGUUAACCAUUUUUUUUAAAACUUCCAUGAUAGACGUUGUAACUAUUAUACUGACUACUCUAGGUCUAAUAAAAGAAUAACACAAUCAGUCUUAGUGAUUAAUACCUCGAUGCGCCCACGGUAUUCCCCAUCCCAUCGGCUGGGGAGUACUACGGGUGCAUCGAGACACCCAGGGCUCGCUGAAGGCUGAGCCUAAAGAGGUGGUUGAUUAUGUUAAUUCUUUUAAAUCCCGUUAGGCGCAUGUUUCCAACGUUCCAGGUGCGUCUGCAAGGUUUGGAUCCCUCGUCCAAGUACAUUCUUAUGAUGGACUUUGUCCCAGUGGAUGACAAACGUUAUAGAUACGCGUUCCACAGUUCCAAAUGGCUGGUAGCGGGUAAAGCAGACUCCAGUGUACCCGGGAGAGUACACAUUCAUCCCGACUCUCCCUGUACUGGACAGCAAUGGAUGAAACAAAUCGUUUCUUUUGACAAACUUAAACUCACAAACAACCUGAUGGACGACAAUGGGCAUGUAUGUUGUCAAUCAUAAUUUAAUUAAAAGAAAUAAGUUAGAAGAAACAAACAUUUUUUAUCAGUCUUUUACCUUUUAUGCUGUGUUAAAAGGCGGAAAUUUAAUGAUAGCAAACACCGUUGCUUCUUAAUUUUCUGAUGGUUGUCGGUAGAGAGUGCAGGUUACUCAGCCACCUUUAUGCUUACAUAUUUGUCCAGGCCAGUUUGAAAAUAACACUUUCCAGAAUUCGCCAAAUCUCGAAAUCGUAAUAAACUAAAGCAAAUAUUGACCAAAAUAUACUCUGCGUUUACAAUAGACCUCUUUAGCUUGUUUGUUUUUGUUUUCCCAAUAGGGGUCCCGGGGGAACUUGUCCCUUUGUUUUUUUCAUAAAAUAUGCGCAGAUAUGCACUUGAAUUAGACAAAAUUUGAAAGAAACAGUUUCUUUAGAGUAGCCGAUCACAUGACCUGAAUUGGGGAAACAGAACUUACAAGCUAAAGAUCACAGGUCUAUUGUUGAGACACCUUAUUCGACCUUAUAUCUAUCAGUCUGCAUAAAUACAAUAAGUACAACAAAAAUAGAUUGAAAUAAAUAAAGAUAUUUUACAACAAUUAGUGGCGAGGAAACCUCAAUGAAACCACAGCUUAUACAACUUGCAUAAGGUUUUCUCACAAAAGAGCCAAAAAAAGUAGGAAUAAGAAAGCAAGAAGUGAUGGUCUAAAACCAAAUUUUUUAAUCUUACUUUUAUACGAGAAAUCCUCUGAUGAGGAAUUUCCAUAACGUUCUCUUGAUUUCCGUUAAAGAGGGCUUUUACAGUGUCAGGAGCCGAUUACUUUUUUCAAACCGGACGCAUUUUACGCCUCUUAAGACUGCAGCUGCUUUUUCAGGAAAUGCUUUGUUUUCUUUUGAAUCAACAACAUGCGGAAAUUCUUUCAAACCGCAGUAGACUAAUCAUGAAAAUUAGAUUAAUCCUUGGUUCCAACAUGGAUUCCUUUGAGUUGAAUCUUACAGCCCUUUAAGGUCAAGUUAACUCUCUCAGUAGGCAGUAUUUGGAUGUAGGCGUUCCCUUUCUCAUUUCUAAAAAACAAAUAACUGAGUUUGAUGCUCAAGCCCAAAUUACCUCUUUUAAGACGUGACUUUUGGACAAAUCACUGAGUUGUUGGCAAUUAUUAAUAUGCACUUUCCCUCACACUUUGAUACAAAACAUUCAAUCAAAUACGGAUUUAUUUUCUUGAAGAUGAGCUUAAAUUUUCCGGUUUCGUUUUUUAUCUCCUUUGGAGCGAAAUGAUCGAGGAUUAUCGUAUUAACCAGGGAUCAUGCCUCUCUUGUUAAAUUGAACUGUUUACCACACAAGACUAUAGCCACCACGCGAAGACCAUCAGUAACUUUAAUUCCGGGUGGGGGUCAGAAAGAUGGGGAAGAGUACUGGCCGCAAAAUUAAACCAAUUAGCAUUUCUCGGCGUAAUCUUUCAGCUCUUGCCACAAGUUCCUAAUUUUUUUUAUUUUGUCUGAAAAGCGCCAUUUUUACAGCGAGCCAUUUUUUACAAUCAAAUAUUCCUCUUGAAGCAGGACAAAACAAACCGCUCCAUAGUCUUCCAGUGAAUUGCCUUUCGCCAAACUGUAAAGUAGGAUAGGAAUCACCCUACAUAAACGGAGAGAUAUCUCUGCAGUGAGUCUAGUUAAGGCCUCGCAUUAUUUGUCUUGCAGAUUAUCUUAAACUCAAUGCACAAGUACCAGCCUCGAUUCCACGUGAUUUUGGACGAAUCAGGGAAAGGCAAUUCCAGGACUAGUCUUUAUGAAAUGAACAGAGACCAUCUGCGCACGUUCAUUUUCACUGAAACGCAGUUUAUGGCUGUUACUGCUUAUCAGAAUCACAUGGUAUGUACUAGUGAAUAUACAGUUGAACCUCCAUUAAGCGGUCAGUAACCAAAAUCGCCAGUUGCACAUCUCCCAAACUGCACCUUGUUUUCCCUCCCAAAAUUUCCUUUAAGCUUUGCUUUCAAUUUCUCUUGGGACGGCCUGUAAUACCCAGGAGAAAUGAAAAGCAAAAGAAAUGAAAAAUUGGGGGGGGAGGGGGGCAAGCAAUUUGUGUUAUGGGAAAUCAGCGUGCAAAUGGCCUCUAUAUAAAGCGGCCACCUCUAUUAAGCAGUCAGAGAUAAAAGGUAACGACUGAUUUUGCCGGACCAGUGGUGCUGGUCCGGUUGUGUGUUUGUUUCAAAAUAAAGUUAUGUUUCUGUUAAGAUCAGUCACGCAGAGAGAAGGAUCAAAAAUGUUGUCUAUAGAGACCAAAUUUUGACCCACAGAAAUUUUCAAAGGAUCGUUCUUGGGAAAAAAAUUGUAUAGAAAAAAACCGUGAUAUGGUCAUUCAAAGACAGUGAAUUUUAACCGAGCCUUUUUUUCUUAAUGGGCGCAUCAAAUUAAGGCGUUUUGUUUCAUUUGCCAUCAAUCAAAAAGUGUCCUUUUAUAUUAGACUUGCAAUGUGAUGUUUUAUUAAAAAUUAGAUGACACUUCUAUUUAAAAAAAAGAAAAAGAUCAUACACUGGGUAUGAUUGCAAGGGCGGGCUUGGUACAAUUAAGGAAAAAAUUUUAGAAAACCAUAGAGCCAAACGUUUUUUUAGAGAGCCCAUAAAAUUCAGGUGUUGUCUUUCAUUUACCAUCAUCAAAAAGUAUCAUUCUUACGUAAGACUUGCAAUUUGAUGUUUAAUUAAAAAGAAAAUCAGACGUGAGUAUGAUCACGAGGGAAGGCUAAUUAAUUUUGCAGGUAUAAUUUUUGUCUACGAACUUACCAAUUGCAAAGAAUGUUUAAAACCAUCGAAACAAAAUUUGCGCGUUAAAAAGGCUCUCUAACUACCCGAACUUCGACAGGAGCCAUUCUGCCUUCGAACAUUUCAACUACUCACUACUACUACUACUCGUAAGUUGGAAGAUUGAAAGUGGAAGUGAAAGUGUCAUAGAAAAAAGAAAAAUUGGCAAGUCAAUCAAGUGUAACCUGUUAUAAAAUUAAAAUUUUGAAGGCAUCGCCUCCUCGUGAUUGGCACACACUGUAUUAUACCUUUACCCACCCUGCGAACAGUCUCCUUCGAUCUUCCUAGAUAAGUCGGGAAUAGGAUGCCAGAGCUUCCUCUUUCGUCUCUUCUUUCUUUUUUUUUCAUGUCUUUCACUUCUUCUUUCCUGACUUAUCUAGGAAAGAUCGAAGCGAUCCUGCUAGCAGUAUAGCCUUAGCUCCACAGCUUUUUGUGCCACAUCAAAUUCAUUGAUUAUUAUACCAAUGCCGGUCACCAAUCGUUUCAUUAGGCAGGUCUAGAAAAAAUUCUUAAAUGUUCACAAAGUGUUUUUAGUUUUUUGCUCUUGACACCCAGCACCUUCACAAACUCAGAGUCUCUAGAACUAUCUUCGAAGCAAAGGCAAGGCACUACAGUCAAUUAAAAAACAAACGACUUAUAUCAAGCGAAUCAGACAAAUUUAACUGGCAACGAUCCAUGUAUUAUCUUGUCAGGCAUGUCUAGAAUUAUUGCCUCAUUGCCUUCACUGCACAAAACUCGUUCCACCCGUUCUAGAAGGACCUGAGGUCAAUAUCCACAUGCGGUACCCGUGGGUCGCCAAAAAUUGUUUUUAAAGCCUAUAAACAGGUCAUUUGUAAAAGGAAGCCAAUUGUAUUAAAGUAAUACUAGGUAAAAUUAAGUUAUAUUUGAUGGCUAAAAUCUCAGUGUGGGGUGGAAUUUCUUGCUAAAAACAGAACUUAGGUCAAGACAUUACGCCUUUUUGCAAAGAAAUGAGCGGUACUUUCAGUGACAAAAAGUUCAGUUUUACAAAUUUCCGCGUUUUCUGGCUUUCCAAGCUAAAUAGGUUUCAUUGUUAAAAUAAAAUAUCCAGAUGGACAAUCAGAUUUUGCAGAAUAUCAUUACUGAUUUUUCGAACCUCCACUCCUGUCAGAAAAGCAGAAAACAAACUACGUCACCUAAAGCUCUCUCUCUUAUGUGAUAAUUCAAUUAUCACUUGAGAAUAACUGAAUUCCUGUGCAAAGUCAUAUUACACAAGACUAAGUAAUAAGGAUGGAGUUUUUGUUUCAUGUUUAUAAGCUUAAGGGCUUAAUACAGCUGAUCUUUGUCCAGUGCCAAGAGAACACUUACCAGUGCCUAAGGGCAAAACGCGGUACUCAGUAAGCAAAACCGCAACCUGAUGUUAUUUGAUGACUAAACGAUUUUUAAUCCUUUACCUCCCGUAGGGUUUAAAUUUCUGAAAUUUCCCCGUUUACACAGAGUUCAAAAUAAAGACCUUUAGUAACAAAAUACAUUUAAAUAGUAAAAGUCAUUAGAUAUAUUCCGUUUAUAAAAUAGCGCAUAUUUCAUCUAUAGACAAUUUUAUUAAAUUUAACAUUCUUUCUCCGGAGAAAAAAAAUUCGUAAUUAUACAAUGGAAAAGGUUAAUCCGUCAAUAGAUUGAGGUAAUUACGUAAUUACAUUCUUUUUAAACCCUGUUAGCCAUAUACUUAUGGAUUUCUCUGAUUUUUAGCUUGGUAUACAAAAGGACAAGAGUUCUUUAUUCGGUCAAAUUUACCGCCCAUGUAGUUUUAACGUUUUCGGUAUUUUAAUUGAGAUAUCUAAAGUACAUAACAUUUUAAUGUAGUUUUGGAAAUAUUUUUCAUAACUAUAGCCUUCCCUUCACGGAAGAUCAAAAACUAAAAAUGCAUUGGACUUUGGCAAAAACGAGCACCGUUGUGUGAUCUUCGGGCAAAAUAUUGCUAGCCUGCGUAGCAUGGCGGUUUUGGUGAUACAGUCAACUCUCUCUAAGACGGACACCUUUGGGACCUGCACUAAGUGUACGUCUUAGAGAGGUGUCCGACUUAUAGAGAGUCAAAUAAAGAGAGUAUAUAAAGAAAGGCAGGGACCAACUCUAAGUGUCCGUUUUACAGAGGUGUCCGUUAAGAGAGAGUCGACUGUAAACGCGGGCGACGGCAGAGAAACUGCGAGGAGAUUGGGGCGGGAGCAGAGAGACGGUUUUUAAAUAUUUUUCUCACGGCUUCGCCGCUCAGUAGUGUCAGUAUUGCUCCCGACAAAACCGCAAUGCUACGUAGGCUAAAUAUUGCCUGCGUUUCAACCGGCCUACGCAUUGUCUACAUCAUUUGUAUAGAAGGUUUAAAGUGUCUGCGCAGUAGGCUCGGCAAAAUAUUGCUCUUAACUGAAAUUCACAAACACGGAACUUGGACAUUUUUCUAUACAUUUAAAAAGUUUGAAAAUACACAGUCCCAUGUUUAUAGCUUCUGAUUUUGUUGCCGCUGCUCAGUUGUCAUUUUUUUGUUGCUUUGUUGUUGUUGUUUUUUCGCUUGCUAAUUUUUACUUUCAAGUCUUAGCUGAAUUUGCAAUUUCUUAACACCCCUUCCUUAAAACAGUCAUUAUUUUUAACAGUAACAUGUUCUGUGAUGUCAUUUUAGCCAGAUAGAUAAACACUUGACACCCCAGCGAUUUUAAGUGGUCCUUCACACAAAGUAGUUCGUCUGUCCUUCCACGCGAUAGCCAAAUACUGUAAACGCUAAGUGGCUGAUCCUACUUAAAAAAUGGAAACAUAUCAGUUGUUACGAAUUCUGCCGCAAUCAUAGUGCUAGGGCCAAAAUAAUAGUAUAAAUAAAAGCCAAUAUCAUUUCGAGUUGUUAGCCUCAAUUCCGUGGGUGAAGUCGCUGGAGCCAAUUUUCGCAGAGGGCCUCGUUUUCCCGUUUAAUUUGCUCCACUUUUAUUGGAAGCAACCAAACAGAGCUAAUGUAAUCUACUGUUUGACCGUGCGUAUCAUCACGAUUUAAGGCUUAAAACUAAGAAUAGAAUGGGGUUAUUAACUAGGCCAUUUCGAAAGAGGGGAUUUGCCUUCACAUCACUGUAAAUCAUUCCGAUCUGUUUUUGCCCUAAAAAUUUGGCGAGAAAAACGUAAAUAUUUUGGUCUAAUUUAGCUCACAAUGAGGGUUAAUACAGUCCAUGCAGUUACGUAUGGCUUAUUUGGACCCACGGGCUGAGCUGAAAUGAGUCUCAGCGUGGGCUGCAAUAGGCAUUUGAUGGGGCUGCUCUUGCUCAAAUUGUGUCGAAAUCGGAGGCUCAAUCAGAUUUCGUCCUGCACGGCUAAAUUGGCACUUUGGGGCUUAAACAUGCAGAUCAGCCGUUUUAAUUCCCUCUUCUUUUACGCCCAAGAUAUCACUGGCCUGGCCAUUUUAAGCCGAUAGAGCUGUAGUUUAGCCCUUCCGCUCAAAAAAAUUUUAAAGUUCAAGAUUUCAAAAUCAUGUCCUUUUGUAAAAUGCAGAAAAAAAUAGCAUCACCAUAGGUUUUUUUCCUGUGAGAACACAGAUAUGUGUUAAUUUUCUCUAUACCCGAUUCUGGGAGUACAAAGUUUACAAUGUAAUCAGAGUAGUGCUGACAAUUUUGUUUUAGAUCACACAACUCAAGAUUGCCAGCAAUCCAUUUGCCAAAGGAUUUCGGGAUUGUGAUCCAGAUGACUGGUGCGUGUUCUAAAUUGUUGUAAAGAAAAAUUCCUCGUUCUUAGUCUUGAGAAAAACUCUGACGGGACCGUUUUGACAAGAUAGUAGGUAACUUGAGCAAAGGCGUUUUUGAGCGACGUACGUCAAAUGGAAGAGGAUUUUUUACAUUCCUGAGCAGCGGUUUUGCCUAAAUUUUCAGUUAAAUCGUCUCUGAAGUGUAAAAAAACUAAGCAAUACAAAUUUUAUAGCGUGAAGGCAUGUUAAAAGGGAAACGUCCUCACUUCCUGUUAACGUGCAUCUCUCAAAAACGCCAUUGCUUAAGCUUCCUAGUCUAAGGGUGGUUACUUAAAUAUUUACAAAAGAGAGAACACCUUACAUUUUGUUUUUUCAACCUCGUCCCCAGGGCUUUUCCCGUCAGUAAAUGGGCGGGGCGGGAAAUGGGAAAGGUCCUGAGGACGAAGUUGCCUCGCUUUUUUUAUAACCAGGAUGUCCGAUGAGGCAAUCCUUGCUUAGAAUCUGUGCGUCGAGUUUGCUGAAAGUAUGCGAAAAACUUAGAGUAGGGUCGUAGCUAGACUUUAAGUGCAGUAAAGACACUAGCUGUAAACAGAGAAGCCACGCCGGAGAACAGCCAGGUGGGGUCUGGGGGUGUGCCACCUAACUGUAAAACCGAGACGAGGCAAUUGCUGAAUUAUUGAAGCUAGCUACGAAUUGCAAUCUCGCUAGGGCAACUAAUUUUAUUUAGUUUAGAUCAGAUUGAAACCUUAACCAUGUUCACCGCUUUAUGACUGGUUCUUAGUAAUUGAUAAUGAACCUCUCUACCAUGACAAGUAAUCAUGAAAAACAAAACCGAAACUUUUUUUAUCGACAUAUCUUUUUCUUUUCUCACAAAACAGCGUAAUGGAGGUCAUGAAACAACUUGAUCAGGGAGAAAUAGCCGCGACAGCACGUGCCAGAUUACAUGGAGAUAUGAUGCCUCAGAGAAAUGAUGUACAAUUAUCUAGACCCCAGGCCCCCCGACCAAUGACGCCUGCCAUGAACCCGGCAUUUACUUAUCAAGGUACUUGGAAUGCUCGUACAUUUCCUUCAUUUAGAGUUCUUCGAUAAAAACUGCUAACUCCCUAAAUAGACCUUUUAGGUCUACUUUUGUUGUUAGUUGCUGGUUGGUGAGGUGUUUUUUAUUAUUAUUAUUCGUAGACUGUAUUUCUGCCGCUCACUCACUUAGCUUUGGUUUUCCUCCUUGGGGGUGAGCGCGGGCUCAUUUAUCGGGCAGCUGCUUGCAAUAGAGUAAAAUGAAAGGCUGUAACCUGAAAAAUUGAUGUUUCUAUACAAAAGCCGGACGAAAAUGCUGCAUAAAAGCUUUCUCUUUGGGGAGGUUAUCGGAGAGACUCGAGAGAGACAGCAACAACAACAAUAUUGAACGUACAUGUCAUCCAUAGCCAAGAAACUGGAAGUUUUUGAUUUAGCAAAAUAUAGAAAACCAGCAACUAAAUAUUGACAAAAAACAAGUAAUUUUCCAAAAAAGAAAAAUUGAAUCAAAAAAGUUAAAGUAGUCCAAGGGUCAUCUCAGCUUUAUGUCAUCAGCUGAAGUAUUGUUCAUCUUUGAAGUACUAUGGCUCCUAACGCAGACUAGUUUUGUGGAUAACUUAGUUUAUAAUUGUUUGCCUUUAUUUUCUAGGUCCAUAUGAGAACAGAGGAGCUCCUUUGUCUCACGUACCAAGAAACCUUCCCAACCCCUCCCCACCUGGGGGAUACAUUCCCAUGAUGCCCCAAAUGAUGAAUCACGUGGGACCUAAUCCAAUGUCUCCAACAAUGACAAUGUCACCGACAUCCCCGACGAGCCCCGGCUAUGGCCAGCGUACUUACCAGUCACUGCGCAUGCACCGAACGAUGCCUUACCCAACUAGGGGAAGCAGAUCGUCUUCAAGCGAUGAAAGUUGCCAAUAGAAAAUUCAAUGUUAAUUAAAAUCGAAUUCAAUCUGAAAUUUCUUGGAAAGACUAACCAUUUUUGUAGCGCUAAAAUUGUACGUUUCUGUAUAUACAAAUUCAUGCUGAC
This is a messenger RNA of Porites lobata, 12225 nucleotides long. The record is from the annotation of a GenBank genome assembly. Lineage: Eukaryota; Metazoa; Cnidaria; Anthozoa; Scleractinia; Poritidae.